AUGGUCAACUCCAAGAUCCUCUCGGUAUAUGUGGCUUUGGCAGCUGGCUCUUUUUCUAACGCUGCUAAUAUCUUUGACGGUCUUGAAAGGGGCACCAAGUGGAAUAUCUGCAUCCACAAACCUAUCAAGCAUGACACGGCGGACGAUAUAGUCCCCAAAGACGGCUUUGUCUAUGACAUUGACAUGGAGCACGCUCGUGACUUCCCUGGCACCAUCCCCGCGAUCAAGGACUCUGGCAAGAUUGUCCUUUGCUACUUCAACGCGGGCGCCCUCCAGGACUGGGACGCCGAUAAGGAUGCCUUCCCAAAGGCUGCCAUUGGGAAGACAUUGGGCGGUGACUAUGAGGAUGAGUGGUACCUCGACAUCCGCAACCAAGAUGUCAUAGAACUCAUGUACAAGCGCAUCGAGGAGGCUGCCGUCCUCGGCUGCGACGGGGUUGACCCUGACAACGUGGAUGCUUGGGCCCAAGGAGACGAGGAUGCGACUGGCUUUGGACUGACGCAGCAAGACUACACGGAUUAUCUCAUCAAGCUCGCCAAGUUUGCGCAUGACUCUGGUGCACUUGUGGUUGGCCAGAAGAACGCGCCCGCCAUGGCCCCUGCCUUGGUCGAGACUCUGGACUUUGCCGUGCUGGAAUCUUGUCGCGAAUGGGACUUUUGCCAGGACUUCCAGGUCUACGUCGAGGCUGACAAACCAGUCUUCCAAAUUGAGUACCCUGCGUCCAUCCUGGAGCAGGGUGAGCUCAGUUCCGAGGACUACAGGAAGCACUGUCAAGGAGAUGCCGGCGACGCAGGAUUCAGCAAGGUCUUGAAGGGAGCCAGUGCGCAGCUUGAUGGGUGGACCCAAUACUGCGGUGAGGAACCUUCCGAGCAGGCCGUUAUCGAUUGGUAG
Molecule: messenger RNA, 891 nt
Organism: Emericellopsis cladophorae
Lineage: Eukaryota; Fungi; Ascomycota; Sordariomycetes; Hypocreales; Bionectriaceae
Exons: 2
Coding region: 1-891 (296 amino acids)
Source: RefSeq, a predicted model, not a curated record